AUGCAGCAAGCCAAUGAAAACCAAGCCAGGAGAGAUAGGAGCUGCUUUGAGAGCCUGACCUUAUGGGACCUGAAGAGCCACAACCACAGAAGAAGAAGAAGAAGAAGAAGAAGAAGAAGAGAAGAAGAAGAGAAGGGAGAGAAUAAAGAGAAGGUAGAAGAAGAGGAGGAGGUAGAUGUAGAAGAAGAGGAGGAGGUAGAAGAAGAGGAGGUAGAUGUAGAAGAAGAGGAGGAGGUAGAUGUAGAAGAAGAGGAGGAGGUAGAAGAAGAGGAGGUAGAUGUAGAAGAAGAGGAGGAGGUAGAGGUAGAAGAAGAGGAGGAGGAGGAGACAGACAACACAUAUCCCAGGUGUCUCCAUCAUCAGGGCCUGAAACUGAGUGUGAAGGGGCUGAGAGGGAGACAGACAGGAGAGGAGAAGUACGGUCGGCUCAGAGAGAUCCUAGGAGACCAGUAUGUCAGGGAGGUUACCUGCGCCCCUGAAGGAGAUAGAGUGGUCCUCCACCUCUAUCACCCUAGUGUACCUAUGUGUUCCCUGUUGAAUCACCACUUCAGUCACCUGGCCACUAAAUUCCCUGAGUGCAAGUUCCUGAUGAUCCUCGCCGGGCAGUGUGUCCCCAACUACCCUGUCAGCCACCUCCCCACCCUGUUCAUCUACGACUCAGGAUGUAUCAUCAACUCACUGAUAGGAGAGAAGGCCUGUGGAGGGAGGAACGUAUUGGAAGAUGAGCUGAAGUGGAUGCUGGCCCAGUCGGGAGCGUUUGUGAUUGACAGCUACGAGGCCUUAUACCAGGAGAGCACGCCCAUCAUGACGCCGCGUUCGGAACAGGAACAGGAAGACGACAGCGACGACCAGUCUGAUCACUAUGACAACCAAGGCGCCGAGGUGUAGUCAUGGUUACAGGGAUCACUUUGACAACAAAGAGACAGCAGUGUAGACUGUGAACUCUAUGACAUCAUGAAACAUUGGUGUUCUGAUAUAAUAUCCCAUUCAUAAAUGUUGGCUACUGUUGACUCAUUACUCAUUAAAUCCAGAUCCAGAUCAGAUUUAAUACAGGUGUAGGUAGCUACUCAUAUUGACUCAUUACAUGAUGUGAUCCAGAUCAGAUUUAAUACAGGUGUAGGUAGCUACUCAUAUUGUAACUCAUUACAUGUGAUCCAGAUCAGAUUUAAUACAGGUGUAGGUAGCUACUCAUUACAUGAUGUGAUCCAGAUCAGAUUUAAUACAGGUGUAGGUAGCUACUCAUUACAUGAUGUGAUCCAGAUCAGAUUUAAUACAGGUGUAGGUAGCUACUCAUUACAUGAUGUGAUCCAGAUCAGAUUUAAUACAGGUGUAGGUAGCUACUCAUUACAUGAUGUGAUCCAGAUCAGAUUUAAUACAGGUGUAGGUAGCUACUCAUUACAUGAUGUGAUCCAGAUCAGAUUUAAUACAGGUGUAGGUAGCUACUCAUAUUGACUCAUUACAUGAUGUGAUCCAGAUCAGAUUUAAUACAGGUGUAGGUAGCUACUCAUAUUGACUCAUUACACGAUGUGAUCCAGAUCAGAUUUAAUACAGGUGUAGGUAGCUACUCAUAUUGACUCAUUACACGAUGUGAUCCAGAUCAGAUUUAAUACAGGUGUAGGUAGCUACUCAUAUUGACUCAUUAGAUGUGAUCCAGAUCAGAUUUAAUACAGGUGUAGGUAGCUACUCAUUCAACACGAUGUGAUCCAGAUCAGAUUUAAUACUGGGUUAAAUGCGGAAGACACAUUUCAGUUGAAUACAUUCAGUUGGACAACAGACUAGGUAUCCCCCCCUUUCCCUUUCCUAACUCAUAUUGAGCUCACUUGUUGUUUAAUAAUAUGCUGUAAUAAAGUUUGUUAUAUCUUAAUUUAUAAA
Molecule: messenger RNA, 1872 nt
Organism: Oncorhynchus keta (chum salmon)
Lineage: Eukaryota; Metazoa; Chordata; Actinopteri; Salmoniformes; Salmonidae
Product: phosducin-like protein 3
Exons: 5
Coding region: 1-888 (295 amino acids)
Biological process (GO): protein folding
Cellular component (GO): cytoplasm
Source: RefSeq, a predicted model, not a curated record